CCCGUCGUCGCCCACCCGAGAUGUCGACCGGCGAUAAGAACGGAGGCAGCCGCGCCAGCAGCAGCCGCCUGCAGAGCAAGAAGCCCCCCAACCUCUCCAUCGUCAUCCCGCCCCGGGAGGCAGAGGAGGACGGCAGCCGCAAGGAGCCCUCAAAGGUCCCCAUCUACCGAAAGAGCAAGAGCCUGCAGGAAGCCAGGCCAAAGAGAGAUGACAGCUCCUCGGAGAAACGUCCCGGCUUCCGACGGCAGACCUCCCUGUCCCAGAGCAUCCGCAAGGGCACCGCGCAGUGGUUCGGCGUCAGCGGCGACUGGGAAGGGAAGCGGCAGCAGUGGCAGCGCAAGAGCCUGCAGCACUGCAGCAUGAGGUACGGCAAGCUCAAGGCUGCCUACCGCGACAUGGAGCUGCCCAGCCAGGAGGUGCCCUCCUUCCAGGGCACUGAGUCGCCAAAGCCAGCCAAGAUGCCCAAGAUCGUGGAUCCGCUGGCCAGGGGCCGUGCCUUCCGACACCCCGAUGAGAACGAUCGUCCCCACACGCCCCACCACGUCCUGCCACCCCUGACUCCCGGCGUCGCCUCCUUGGCCUCCUUGAACAGCGCCCGGUCCGGCUACAGCCGCCUGCCCCGCCGCAAGCGGGAGUCCGUCGCGCACAUGAGCUACAAGGCGGCCGCCGCGCUKCUCCGCGGCCGCUCUGUGCUGGAGCCGCUGGCUCCGAAGCAGAAGAGCAACAAGAGGAGCUUUGUGUACCCCAGCUUCCUGGACGAGGACGUGGUGGACGCUGCCGAUACCCUGGACUCGUCCUUCUUCAGUAAGAUGGACGUUCAUGAUGAGACGUACUCCAUGCCCGAUGAUGUCUUUGAGUCGCCACCUCUCUCAGCCACGUAUCUGCGCAUGCACCCGGUGGGGGAGGACGUUAGAGUGUCCCCAGAAGUGGAGCAGCCAGCUCUAAGGGAAGGUGUCCAGCUGAGCACGGCCUCCGAGGGCCCCGGGCCCAGGAGGGGCAGGCGCAUCGCGUCCAAAGUGAAACACUUCGCCUUCGACCGCAAGAAGCGCUACUACGGGCUGGGGGUGGUGGGGAAGUGGCUGAACAGGACGUACCGCCGGAGUCUGAGCAGCAUUGUGCAGUCCCAGCUGGAGAACACCGACAGCCACCGACCGUAUUUCACCUACUGGAUCACCUUUGUCCACAUCCUCAUCACCUUGCUGGUCAUCGGCACAUACGGCAUCGCCCCCAUCGGCUUCACCCAGCACGUGACAACACAGUUAGUGCUGAGGAACAAAGGUGUCUACGAAAGCGUCAAGUACAUCCAGCAGGAAAACUUCUGGAUUGGGCCCAGCUCGAUCGACCUGAUCCACCUGGGGGCCAAGUUCUCCCCCUGYAUCCGGAAGGACCGGCAGGUGGAGCGGCUCAUUCAGCGCGAGAGGGACCGGGAGCGCGACUCCGGCUGCUGCGUCCAGAACGACAACUCGGGCUGCAUCCAGACGCUGCCGCGGGACUGCUCGGAGACGCUGGCCACAUUCAUCAAGUGGCCGGGUACUAAUGCACCCGUGAUGGACUCCGGCAAGAAGCGGACGUCGGGGGCCGUGUGCCAUCAGGACCCCAGGACGUGUGAGGAGCCGGCAUCAAACCCACCCCACGUGUGGCCAGACGAUAUCACCAAGUGGCCGAUUUGCACCUACGAAACCAAGACCAACCACACGGGCUUUGCACAUAUGGACUGCCAGAUCAAGGGCAGGCCCUGCUGCAUCGGCACCAAGGGCAGCUGCGAGAUCACCACGCGGGAGUACUGCGAGUUCAUGCACGGCUACUUCCACGAGGAGGCGACGCUCUGCUCGCAGGUGCACUGCCUGGAUGAAGUCUGCGGCCUCCUGCCCUUCCUCAACCCGGAGGUCCCCGACCAGUUCUACCGCCUCUGGCUGUCACUGUUCCUGCACGCAGGGGUUAUCCACUGCUUGGUGUCGGUGACCUUCCAGAUGACGGUGCUGCGGGACCUGGAGAAGCUGGCAGGCUGGCACCGCAUCUCCAUCAUUUUCAUCCUCAGCGGCAUCACGGGCAACCUGGCCAGCGCCAUCUUCCUGCCCUACCGAGCAGAGGUGGGCCCGGCUGGCUCACAGUUCGGCUUGCUGGCAUGCCUCUUUGUCGAGCUCUUCCAGAGCUGGCAGGUCCUGGAGAAGCCGUGGAAAGCCUUCUUCAACCUCUUUGGGAUCGUCCUCUUCCUCUUCGUGUGCGGCCUCCUGCCGUGGAUCGACAACAUCGCCCACCUCUUUGGCUUCCUCAGCGGCCUCCUGCUCUCCUUCGCCUUCCUGCCCUACAUCACCUUCGGCACCGUGGACAAGUACCGCAAAAGGGCCAUGAUCAUCGUGUCGCUGCUGGUCUUCGUGGGGCUUUUCGCCUCGCUCGUGAUAUGGCUGUACGUCUACCCGGUGAACUGGCGCUGGAUCGAGUAUCUCACCUGCCUGCCCUUCACCAGCAAGUUCUGCGAGAAGUACGAGCUGGAGCAGGUCCUGCACUGAGCCUGGGCGCACGA
This is a messenger RNA of Nothoprocta perdicaria, 2524 nucleotides long. It is a transcript of the gene RHBDF2, whose product is annotated as rhomboid 5 homolog 2. NCBI's taxonomy places the organism in Eukaryota, Metazoa, Chordata, Aves, Tinamiformes, Tinamidae. The transcript has 17 exons. The record is from RefSeq and is a predicted model, not a curated record. Gene Ontology annotation, biological process: regulation of protein secretion; regulation of epidermal growth factor receptor signaling pathway. Gene Ontology annotation, molecular function: serine-type endopeptidase activity. Gene Ontology annotation, cellular component: endoplasmic reticulum membrane. Bases 21 to 2510 code for a protein of 829 amino acids.